AUGAUUGAGGCUAUGAUUAUCCUGGCAGCUAUUGCCUUUAAAACACUCCUUUUCUUUUCAUAUCAUUCCACGGAUUUUGAGGUGCACCGAAACUGGCUUGCUGUCACAUAUAGCACUCCGCUUAGCCAAUGGUAUGAAGAGGCUACCAGCCAUUGGACUCUUGAUUACCCACCACUGUUUGCCGCAGUGGAAUGGUUCUUAGCUCAGUUUGCUUCCUACAUUGAUCCCAGGAUGCUGAUUCUGUCGAAAGAUCCCUACGUCUCUUCAUCUGUGAUAAUUUUUCAACGCUGCUCUGUCAUCUUCAUGGAGCUUUUGCUUAUCUACGCUGUUCACUCGCUGCUGCUUAGCCUCCUUGGUCCGACGACUAGAGGAAACCGAGCACUGAGGUCUGUUGCAAUGGCUCUCUUUGCUUUUAACUUUGGGUUAUUUAUUGUUGAUCGUAUCCUUUUAUAG
Messenger RNA from Dibothriocephalus latus, 453 nucleotides. The record is from the annotation of a GenBank genome assembly. NCBI's taxonomy places the organism in Eukaryota, Metazoa, Platyhelminthes, Cestoda, Diphyllobothriidea, Diphyllobothriidae.